GACGCCCAACAUCUCCUUGAACCACCCGCCAUGUCUUCUCAGGACACUCCUGUAACGAAUGGUACUUCUGAAACGCAUGUGAUAACCUCCACAUUCGCAGAAGAUGUAACUCUCCUGGCUGCCAUGCUUGACCGCUCUGCCGAUCCAAUCAACGACACAGACAUCGCAGAAUUGCUGCGUCAGAUCGAAACAGCGAACGGAGUAGCGCAAGGUGUGGAGAGUCGGCUUGAAGGGGUUCUUGACCAUCUCGACGCGCUUCUUGACAGCCUGGAGUCGGCUGAGAUGAAAUCAUUAGCGGAAGCUCAUGAUUCCGAAUCAAGCUCGAGAGAAGCCAAGCCAGAUAGAAAAGAGCAGGGAGUGUAGUUGCUCUAUUGACUUCCUCUAGUUCCCGUGGUGUGUGUUGUUAUCGCAGAACACAUUCACAAUGCCGGGAGACCCUCCACCCCUGUCAUUCGCUCUUCGUUUCCUACCCAUACCCUCAAUGUGAGCGUCUUUCUUUCCAAGGCUCGAUGGAAUGUAUUUCUUGUUCUCUACCGUCGGGAGCCGAGUAUGGGUCAACUAAUGAGCACUUUGGACAAUUUGCACAGAUAGAAGUUCUGAUUCAGUUCUUCUCACAUGUCAUGAUUAAUGGUCGCAUAUGCAAGAACAGGUGUAUGUAAAACCACAGGUUUCGUACCAAGUCGUAUUCCACGAGCGGCUACGUACGAUCAAAGGACUCAGUUCGAUCAC
This is a messenger RNA of Somion occarium, 729 nucleotides long. NCBI's taxonomy places the organism in Eukaryota, Fungi, Basidiomycota, Agaricomycetes, Polyporales, Cerrenaceae. The record is from the annotation of a GenBank genome assembly.